AUCCUUAUUAGCUACUUACUAUUAUCACCACAAUGGCAAUUGUUGUUGUAGAACGACGUUACAUGAUCGUGACCUUGCUCUUUGCUCUAACUUGUCAUUUCUCAAACUUAACUCAUUGCUUUAGCCCCAAGAAACUCAACGUUUCAGCCGUCACGACCAACGAUUCUGAUUGGUCUAUCGCUGCAGCUACGUUUUAUGGCGAGCCCAACGGAUACGGAAGCGACGCUGGAGCUUGUGGUUAUAGAACCGCUGUAGCACAACCUCCGUUUUCGAGCAUGGUAUCAGCCGGAGGUGCUUCGUUGUUUAAGUCAGGGAUAGGAUGUGGCGCAUGUUACCAGAUUAAAUGCACUUCGAACUCGGAGUGUUCGAAAGAUCCGGUUACGGUAGUGAUUACAGACGCAUGUCUUGAUUGCUAUAGAGAAUCGGUCCAUUUCGAUUUGAGUGAUACAGCGUUUGGGGCCAUGGCGAUUUCUGGUCAAGGUAGUCAGCUUCGCAAUGCCGGUGUUUUGGAGAUUCUUUACAAAAAAGUUGAGUGCAACUUUGCUGGUGAAACGGUAACGUUUCGAGUGGAAGAAGGUUCAAACGACCACUACUUCGCGGCUUUGGUUGCGUAUGGAGACGGAGAAAUUGGCCAAGUCGAAAUCAAACAAGCUCUAGAUUCUGAUACGUGGAUGUCUAUGAGCCACUUAUGGGGCGCUGUGUGGAAGCUUCAAGUGUCGUCACCUUUGCGGGCACCGCUGUCUCUCCGAGUGACUUCGCUGGAGUCCGGCCAGACUGUUGUGGCUACCGAUGUCAUUCCUGUCGGCUGGCAACCCGGUGCGAAGUACAAAUCGAACGUGAACUUCCAAGUGUAGCAGCUGGAACCAAAGUUACUUAUCUAGAGUAUAAAUGAUAUAUCUCUUACUACUUAUAAAACAAAAUUAAAAUGAUUAUCUCUUACUCUUACCACUUUCAAAUAA
Molecule: messenger RNA, 959 nt
Organism: Camelina sativa (false flax)
Lineage: Eukaryota; Viridiplantae; Streptophyta; Magnoliopsida; Brassicales; Brassicaceae
Source: RefSeq, a predicted model, not a curated record